AUGCCAAGAAGACAGACACAUCAAACUGAGCCACAUGGAAUUGUUGAACAAGAAAUAGAAGAUGAAGAGGCGGAAACACAAGCUGUAAUCCAAACUCCUGAACACGAUCACUUUCAAGACAAAGAUUUUUUUUACGAAUAUUUACUCGAACGUUAUGAUGGAUUUGAAAGUCUUUUUGAGUUUUUGAAACUUAAGCCACUUGUUUUCCUUGCAUUACAACCAAUUGUUGGAGAUAUAUAUCUAGAUAAAAGAGGACGCAAAUCAUUUUUCAACAACCCCAACGACAGACUUCUUUUGUUAUACUUAUUUUGUCGAUAUAACAAUUUGAAAAUGAUAAGAGAUAUGUGUAUCCCAUAUAUCAGAACUAACGAACAAAUAAGCAGAGAAAUCGAUUUAAGUGCUUCUUUAUUUAGAGUACCACUUCAAAAUGCAUGUAUAGCAUUCAGAAACGAAAAUUUGUUAAAUACUGGUGUAAGUUCAAUUGUUGAUUGUACAGUGACACCAACAAGACGUCCAAAUGGCGAUUUUGCUUCAGCUAUGGGGUUUUAUAGUGGAAAAUACAAAAUGUAUUGUGUUAAAGUCGAAGUGAUUGUGAAUGCAGAAAGUGGCACUGCAAGUUUUGUUUCAAAAGCAGUUCAGGGUGCAGAUCAUGAUAUGACUAUUUUAAAAAACACAUCUGAAACAAUCAAUAAUAUGUUGGGAACAACAAAAAUAAUAGGUGAUAAGGGAUAUAAAGGAUUUGAUUUAUACAUACCAACUGGUUCAGUUUCAAAAGAAAGUCCUUUAAAAGAGAAAGGGUGUUUGAUUGAAAGAUAUUUUGGUCGAAUUAAAAUGGUGUUUAAAUUUACAAGAGAAAAAUAUUUAAAAGACUUUGUUUCUUUUGACAACCUCUUUGUUAUAAGUUGUUGCUUUUGCAAUGAAGACAUUGAAAUUAAUCCCCUUGAAAAUCAAGAUGCAACAAACUAUAUGAAUAUAAUGACCAAUUAUUUAAAUAAAAUUGAAAAAAGAAGAGAAGCACAUAAGAAAAGUAGUUUAAUAUACAGAAGACGACAAAGGGAACAAUUUGAUGUUUUAGAAAACGAACUUAGAUUAAUACAAGAAGAAGAAAGUCAAAAUUCAGACGAAACAGAAAUUGAACACUUUGAUUAG
Molecule: messenger RNA, 1149 nt
Organism: Entamoeba invadens IP1
Lineage: Eukaryota; Evosea; Mastigamoebida; Endamoebidae
Exons: 1
Coding region: 1-1149 (382 amino acids)
Source: RefSeq, a predicted model, not a curated record